UACUUACUAUUAACUACUUGCUAUCUUUUUCUUUGCCUUUGUUUCUGUCUCUCUCUCUUUCAACACAUAAUGCUCACUCACUCACUCUAUGCUACCUGCUUUUCCUCUCUCUGACUUUCCUCCAUCUUCUUUUCUUCAUUUCUUCUGCUUUACCUUUCCCAUAGAUUGAUUGUACAUGUACAUGUACAUCUUCCUCUCUUGCUCACUUUACAAUCUCAUCUCCUGUUGUUAACCAUUCCCAUUUGUGGUAAAAAUUAAGUCUACUGAAACAUAUCUUUUUACCAAGGAAGAUGCUAUUACCACUCAAGCUUAGGUGAUUCUGAAGUGAAGAGCUAAUUACUGCUUUUGACAAUUUGUAUGAUUGUUUCAGUAGCACUUGAAGAUAAAGGAGGAAGCUCUCAACAUUGCUUUACCCAAAAAUGAUGCCACCAAGCUCCAACCUAGAAUCAACCGAUCAAAAUGAUUCAGAAGCCUGCAGCCAAGUAGUUUCCAGCAUAUCUGUGCAAGAAGCAUUCCCUGGUCCUUGCAGGGAUAGCAACACCAAUUCUUCUUGCCUCACAGAUUGCAUAAAGCAAAACAUGGAUCCGGUUCCUGUUUCUCUCGAUUUAACACUCCGUUUUAGCUCUAGUGACACUGAGUUGAAGGGCACAGGAGAGACUUCUGGUGAAGUAGCAGCUAAUUCUCAGGCAGCCACAAUCCCAAGAGUUUUCUCUUGCAAUUACUGUCGCCGCAAAUUCUACAGCUCACAGGCACUUGGGGGACACCAAAAUGCUCAUAAAAGAGAGAGGACGAUGGCAAAACGUGCAAUGCGGAUGGGGAUAUUCUCUGAUAGGUAUACCAGCUUGGCAUCUCUGCCACUUCAUGGUACUGCAUUUCGGUCCCUUGGGAUCAAAGCUCAUGCUGCAAUGCACCAAGGUGCCAUACCACCACAAAGGCCUCCUGAUAUGAGAGGUGCAGCAAGGUUCGAGCAAGGGUAUUAUGCAAUGCCAAUGUUCAUGGAAGACGAUGAUAUGGACUUGUUUUGGCCAGGGAGUUUUAGGCAGGUUGGCGACGGAGCUAGAGGUGACUCAACAUUAGACUUCUCUCAAAAUUCAAACUCAAGUGUGGAUUUUGCGGCCAUGGCACCACCAUCAAGGACAGAUUCAUCGGCACCACCAUCAAGGACAGAUUCAUCAGCACCACCAUCAAGGACAGAUUCAUCUGCACCUGAUCUUACCUUGAAGCUCUGAUUGAUGUUUUCAGAUCCCUAUUGUCAUAAAGACAAAGCCAUUUACAGUGUUCACUACUCUGUACAGUGAUGAUGUUUCUUGAAAAUUUUUGCCAGAACUUUAUAAUUUCCCUUUUAAUUUCUAUUCAUAUAUAUGUUGUUAUGGUAGUUGGGUAGUUACAUAUGAAGUUUUGGGGUAUUAAAUGGAGUGCUAGAGUCAGCUUUAAACAGUUUAGAAAUUGCUGUUUUGAGUGUGAUGGAAAUAACCAGCUGUCUUUUAGCUUUUCAA
Mangifera indica (mango) is the source of this 1496-nucleotide messenger RNA. Its product is annotated as zinc finger protein 4-like. The transcript is spliced from 2 exons. The record is from RefSeq and is a predicted model, not a curated record. The coding region runs from base 420 to 1229 and encodes 269 amino acids. NCBI's taxonomy places the organism in Eukaryota, Viridiplantae, Streptophyta, Magnoliopsida, Sapindales, Anacardiaceae. Gene Ontology annotation, biological process: negative regulation of abscisic acid-activated signaling pathway.